This is a messenger RNA of Hemiscyllium ocellatum (epaulette shark), 5162 nucleotides long. It is a transcript of the gene tmem184c, whose product is annotated as transmembrane protein 184C. The record is from RefSeq and is a predicted model, not a curated record. The coding region runs from base 789 to 2114 and encodes 441 amino acids. NCBI's taxonomy places the organism in Eukaryota, Metazoa, Chordata, Chondrichthyes, Orectolobiformes, Hemiscylliidae. The transcript has 10 exons. Gene Ontology annotation, biological process: transport. Gene Ontology annotation, molecular function: transporter activity.
UCCAGGGAGCAGGGUGCCCAUUGCAGUGAGGGGGUCCAGGGAGUAGGGUGCCCAUUGCAGUGAGGGGGUCCAGGGAGUAGGGUGCCCGUUGCAGUGAGGGGGUCCAGGGAGUAGGGUGCACAUUGCAGUGAGGGGGUCCAGGGAGUAGGGUGCCCGUUGCAGUGAGGGGGUCCAGGGAGUAGGGUGCCCGUUGCAGUGAGGGGGUCCAGGGAGUAGGGUGCCCGUUGCAGUGAGGGGGUCCAGGGAGUAGGGUGCACAUUGCAGUGAGGGGGUCCAGGGAGUAGGGUGCCCAUCGCAGUGAGGGGGUCCAGGGAGUAGGGUGCCCGUUGCAGUGAGGGGGUCCAGGGAGUAGGGUGCCCAUCGCAGUGAGGGGGUCCAGGGAGCAGGGUGCCCAUCGCAGUGAGGGGGUCCAGGGAGCAGGGUGCCCAUCGCAGUGAGGGGGUCCAGGGAGCAGGGUGCCCGUUGCAGUGAGGAGGUCCAGGGAGCAGGGUGCCCAUCGCAGUGAGGGGGUCCAGGGAGCAGGGUGCCCAUUGCAGUGAGGGGGUCCAGGGAGUAGGGUGCAGAAAGGAACAGGUUUCUCAUCAUAUGAGUUGUCCUGGAGAUGGAAUGUCCCUUGUUGUAUGUUAAUUGUAAUGAGAUUCCAGUUUAUUUCGAGGAUAUGUGAUGAGGACAUCCAUUACUAUUUUAUACUUGGGGAAAGUGUACAAUUGGGCUACCUAUGUGGGUCUAGUAGGAUCUGAUCAACUGAAGUACAUCGGGUGAGGGAAUUACACUUGUAUCCUUGAAUCAUGCCAUGCACUUGUGGAAACUGGAGACGGUGGAUCCGGCCUUUAGUGGUAUUCCUGUACCUUGUAGGUGUUGUGGUUGCUGUUCCUCUCUGUGUGUGGGAGCUGCGAAAAUCUGAGGUGGGAACUCACAAUAAAGCGUGGUUCACUGCUGGAAUUUUUGUGUUUAUGACAAUUCCAAUAUCACUUUGGGGAAUCUUGCAGCACCUAGUGCAUUACACUCAGCCAGAAUUACAGAAACCAAUAAUAAGGAUCCUAUGGAUGGUUCCCAUUUACAGUUUAGACAGUUGGAUAGCCUUGAAGUAUCCUCAUAUCGCAAUAUAUGUCGAUACGUGCCGAGAAUGCUAUGAAGCAUAUGUCAUCUAUAACUUCAUGAUCUUCCUACUGAGCUAUUUGACAUAUCAGCACCCAAAUUUAGUGAUUCUGCUUGAAGCUAAGGAUCAGCAGAAACAUCUACCUCCUCUCUGCUGCUGCCCCUCUUGGCACAUGGGCGAGGUGUUGCUGUUCAGAUGCAAGCUUGGAGUUUUGCAGUACACUGUUGUUCGACCAUUUACAACCAUAAUUGCAUUAAUCUGUGAACUCGUUGGAGUGUAUGAUGAAGGAAAUUUCAGCUUCAAAAAUGCUUGGACGUAUUUGGUUAUAAUUAACAACCUUUCGCAAAUAUUUGCCAUGUAUUGCCUUGUGCUGUUUUAUAAAGUGCUGCGAAAUGAACUGAACCCAAUUCAACCAGUCGGCAAGUUUCUUUGUGUGAAACUGGUUGUAUUCGUAUCUUUCUGGCAAGCUGCUUUGAUUGCUUUACUUGUGAAAGUUGGCAUAAUUUCUGAGAAACACACGUGGGACUGGGAAAGUGUGGAAGCUGUUGCUACUGGCCUGCAGGAUUUUGUGAUUUGUAUUGAAAUGUUUUUUGCUGCGAUUGGUCAUCAUUAUAGUUUUUCCUACAAGCCCUAUGUCCAGGAAGCUGAAGAAGGCUCCUGCUUGGAUUCCUUUUUUGCCAUGUGGGAUAUCUCUGACAUCAGAGCAGAUAUAUCAGAGCAAGUACGGAAUGUGGGGAGGACGGUUUUGGGUCGACCAAGGAAAACCAAUGUUGGUGUAGAAGAAGAGCACAAUGAGCACACCAGUCUUCUGUCUUCAGCAAGCCAGGACCUGAACUCUGAUACUCCAUCCCUCCCACCUUCUCCACUGGGACAUUACCAAGGAUUUGGACAAACACAUGCAGUUCUUGCAUCUCAUCCCACAUCUGUUCCAGAACCAAAUGACUCUCUCGAUAAUUUAGCCAAAGCGAAAGACAUUGAAGACUCCUUAAAUCCGGUGCCUAACAACUCAGCAUGAAGCUGAUCAGGAUAUAUACUGGUACUUCAGCUAUUCACCUCCUACUCCUUUCAGGUCAUUAUGUUCUGUUGGUACCAUAGAUAAUUAUACUGAAUAGUACGGAUGAUCUCUAUUUGAGACUUUAAUAUUAGAUUUCUAAUACUAUUAUUAAGAAAGCUGAUGAGGAAUGAGGAGGAGUACUGACUAAAUAAAUUCAUAAAACAAUUUCAUAAUUUUGUGCAUCUAAAGUAUAACAAUCUGCCAGUGAUGCCAAAAUAUUGGUUCGAACAUUAUAGGAUCCAUCAACAUGCAGAAGUCUCAAAUUACUAGUUAACGAGCAUUGUUAAAUCUGAAGUAAAUUUUAAUAGUCAUGUGUUACUGCAGCAACCACUUUUUUUUUUAAUUUCUUGGGUUGUGGGCAUCCCCAGUUAGCUAGUAUCUAUUACCCAUCCCUUAUUGCUCUUCACUGUGGUGGGGGACUACCUCCUUGAAUUGCUCAAAUGAAAGUCACCCGAAUGAGACUAAAGCUCGUGGUCCUCUGAGACUAGAGGGAGAUGACUGGUGUGAUUACUGAGAAUCAUUAUACUCGAGGUGAGGUCCAGGGUUGAGGAGGUAGGGCCUUGGUGACAUUCACUGGUGUAGAAAUCAAAUCUAUGCUGUUGGCAUCAGGCUGCGUCACAAACCAGUUGUCCAGUCAACUGAGCAAUGGUUUUAGGCUACACUCUCUCCAUGCUGCUAAGCGGGGAUUUGCAGGAUUUUGACCCUGUGACAGUGAAGUAACAGCAUUAUACUUCCAAGUCUGGAUAGUGUUUGUUCUGGACACUAUGCAACUGUUCCAUUGGAUGUUCGAGAUGGAGAUGUUGGAAGGUGUUGUUCUUCAUUACAAAUGAAUGGUAUUUUUCAACCUUAAAUUGCUUGAGCAUUUUAACCCCUUUUUGAUACAAUGCUCAUUUGUUAGAACUGACAAAGCAACUGUCUGUCCUUUCUACUUAUCACUUGCAAACAGUAACAAAAUUAAACUGAUUAGGUGAUAAAACUCCUGCACAAAUAAUGCUUGCUAGAAAAUUGAAGUGAGCACAAUUAAAGCAAACCAAAAUUUGAACUAAAGUAGGAAUUGCUAGAGAAACUUCAGUCACUGGACUUGAAACAGUAACUCUCCUUUCUCUUCUCAUGCUGCCAGACCUGCUGAGUUUCUCCCACAAUUUCUGUUUUUGCUAAGGAAUAAUAAAUGUCAGGAAUAUGCCACACUAGGUUAAGUAGGGUGGAGCAUGGCAACUAGGGUCAGUAAAGAUCAGUUUUAUAUGAUUUUUAAAAAACAUACUUCAUUUUUCCUGUACCAGCUGGUUACUUUUACCCAUGUUUUACUGUAAUUCAACCUGAAUUUUAGAACAUUAGCCAGUCUAAGUUUAUCUGGAAAUACAGGGUACCAGGGUGGGUGGGGUGGUGGGAUCCCAAUACUCUACAUUUAACAGGCAGGACAUUUUAAAAAGAAAUUUGGGUUUCUUAGGUGACUUAUCCACAAGAUUUCAAAUUUUAAUAUGACAGGCUUGAGUAAGCUCCAGACACAUUACACAAUUGCAAUGCCAGGAGUUAUAAAUAAUCUGAUGUAAAGUAGAAACAUUUAGCUACAGGAGAAGUUUUUUGAUUUCAUAGUGGACCAUUUUGGCAUAUAAUUGCUGUAUUUUGGGAGUUGUGCAUCAUGCUUAAAGAUUGAUGAUCCAUUUGCAUCUGCCAAGAUCAAUUUAUAACCAGUGUCGGCUGGAUGUGAGCAAUGUAGGUAACUUGAUAUCCAAUCAGUGUUUCUCUUUUCUUGAAAGGUUAAACACAGACGUCAAACCUGAUUUCUGGAAAGAGUAAUUGGAGUUUUAGAAUUAGUCUUGAAGUACUCUGCCACAGGGAUGCUCAAGAAAGAGAAGUUGUAUUUAAUGCAGAACCAGAGAAUUUAUAAUCCACAUUUUAAGAGAGGGGCUAUGAUGAUCUUACCAGUGAUGCGUACAUCCCUUGGAUGAAUUAAGAAAAUUCCUCCACUGAUGGGAAUUUCUACUGAUAGGAAGAGCCUUACAGUGCACUCUCAGGUAAAAGGCUGUGCUAAGAGCACAAGCUUGGCGUACGGUUCACUCUAGGCCUGAGGAAGUACUGCAGUGUCUGAUGUACUGUCCGUUUCGAUGCUAAGUCCAAAUCCAAGCUGUCCCUUUGGAUGAUGUAAAAGUCCCCAUGACAGUUGCCACAAAAGCCCUUUGUCAAAUAUUGUGGUUAUGAAAAGAUCACUUGUACAAUUUUUCAAACAAAUCACUUUUAAAAGAAAACAAAACAUUUAUUGCAUUUUAUGCAGAGUCCAAAGUGUAUUUUCUGUAAGACCUGACUCCAAACAAUAAUCACAGCUAUGUGUAGCAGAUCCCACUUCAGUGGCAUUUCAAAUUAUCGACUGUCAUUAUAUGUCAAAACAUGCAAUUUUGUGACUAACAGCAGGAAAUGGAUCCAAGUUGUAUCAAUCAAAUUACUGAAAACAAACUGUGGCUCCUGCGUCUUUCAAGUUAGAAUGGGUUGUCUCAAACAAAAAGCAUGAGUACAGACAAAGUUAACUUGGCACUUGUACAUUUAUGAAAAGUCCUUUAGGACUGUUCCCUAUCCAAAAUUAAUACCAUUUUGACACAUCAGAGCCAUCUAAGCACCAAAAACUUAUCAGGAGUGUUAUAAUGCUGGGCUGCUAAGGAAAUUUAACCAAUUGGAGGUUUUCGCACUAAUUACUGUAAUUUGGAAAAGGUACUGUAACAAUUGGAAGUGUAUCUUUAUUCUGGAAUCUGUUUUAUCAAGAAGAUUUAUUCACCUUUCCAGAAUAAAAAUGGAAUGAUGACUAUAAAUAUUAAACAAUUAGGUUCACUGCAAGUUGAAUAAAUGGCCUUUAUGUAAAUCAAACCCAACUCUACUAAAAUGUAACUGUACAAUAUUGAACAUUCUAUUCAGAAAGAAUAGAAAAUUUGAAUUUUACUUGUUAAACUGUAACAUAGCAGUUAAACCUGGAACAAAAGUUACCAAUUGCUUAAUAAACAUGGAUCAUGUGAAACUGGA